UACAGAGACUACCACAGUUGGCAGAUAUUCAUCUGAGUUAAUACAAGGAUAUACGAGUGGUCCAUAUGCCAGCAGUCAACAACAUUUUUUUUCAACUGAUGGGAUGUUCUCAAACUCUCCGUACACUACACCAGAUUUCCAAACUACAUUAGAUUGUGGAUGCCAAAAUGGUUUGUGUGUUAUUGAUAUCUACGGAAACCUGAACUGUGUCUGCAAUCCUCAGUACGCAAAGAAUGGUCGUGGAAUAUGUACUCCUUGCUUCUGUGGUCAGGAUGCUAAUUGUGAGUUUGUAAGAAGAGGAGGAAAUAUUCAAAAGCGCUGCUUCUGUCCAAAGGGCUAUCAAGACUCAAAUGGAUACUGCACUGAUAUCAAUGAAUGUCUAGUCCCCAGAUCUUGCCCCAAGUUCACAGAAUGCCGAAACACCGAGGGAAGUUAUGAUUGCUUUUGCCGCCAGGGAUAUCGUCCGCAUAACAGAACUUCUAACGUUAAACACGAAGGUUGUGUAGAAGUAUGCAACUUAGAUGCUUGCGUCAAUGGUCAGUGCCAAAUUGAUGGCUACAGCUAUUUUUGCAAGUGUGAUAACGGGUAUACUGGAAGGCGUUGUGAUGAGAAAACAAGUGACAACCGAAUAUUGGAUAUCAUUGAAAUUCAAUCACCAUGGAUAAUUCUGAGUGCUUUGCUUUUAAUUAUAUUUCUUGCCUUCAUUUGUAUUCAUAGGAACAAAAGCGUGAAAAAGAACACAUUUAUCUUUUCGAGUGCUGACGAUAAAUGUCCGCUCUUUGAAGACCCGAAGUUUGUGAACAGACUACAAACAGAAAUACUGGAAUAAAAAGAAAGAAAAGCUACUCCUGUUAAAAUUGAGAAAUAAACUUGCAUUCUUUU
Molecule: messenger RNA, 882 nt
Organism: Uloborus diversus
Lineage: Eukaryota; Metazoa; Arthropoda; Arachnida; Araneae; Uloboridae
Product: latent-transforming growth factor beta-binding protein 1-like
Exons: 10
Coding region: 104-829 (241 amino acids)
Molecular function (GO): calcium ion binding
Source: RefSeq, a predicted model, not a curated record